Molecule: messenger RNA, 246 nt
Organism: Peronospora matthiolae
Lineage: Eukaryota; Oomycota; Peronosporomycetes; Peronosporales; Peronosporaceae
Source: the annotation of a GenBank genome assembly
AUGCAGUUCAAGCAAACUGGAAAACGCAAAAGCCGUUCAAACAGCCAAGAGCAAGUUCUACAACGGACACUUCUUGAGCGUCGUGGAACCGGGUUAGAAGAAGCAAGUGCCCCGGAUGACUCUGAAUCGCACCAAGCGAAGCGACGAUCAAGCGCUCGAGACAAUCUGGACAAAGAGCAAAAGAGCAGUGACAAAGAUAACGAGGAUGCUACACCUGAAGUCUUUUGGCGAGCGAGUGUGUUGUAA